GACUGCUCUCUCAAAGGAGCUUCAACAGAUAAGCACUGGCCCUCUCCUUCACUCUGGCACGUUGCUGCCUCCUGUUGUGAUUGGACUGACUUUUACUACUGUCAAGUGCUAUGGCCAGUGGUGGAAGCUCAACAGCCUGACCAUGUCCACUGGAGCAUGAUCAUGACUUCCCUCAACGAGUCAGAGGAGACCUCCCCUCCCUCCUUCCCUCUCUCCUCCCUUGAACACAAUUUCUCCCACUUUGUCACCCAUGACCCGUCAUACUCCCCCAUAUCCUUCCCCACCUCCUCGCUGGAGCCCUCCAACUGCACCAGCUCCCCGUCAGCCUCCUCUCCUCCGUACAACUUCUACGCCGUGCUGCUGGUGCUCCUGAUCUUCUGCGUGGUGUUCGGUAACGUGCUGGUGUGCGUGGCCGUGUCGAGGGAGCGCUCUCUUCAGACCACUACCAACUACCUCAUCGUCUCGCUGGCUGUGUCCGACCUGCUGCUGGCCACGCUGGUCAUGCCCUGGGGGGUCUACAUGGAGGUGGUUGGAGAGUGGCACUUCAGUCUCAUCCACUGUGACAUCCUGCUCACCCUGGACGUCAUGAUGUGCACCGCCAGCAUCCUCAACCUCUGCGCCAUCAGCAUCGACAGAUACACAGCGGUAGCCAUGCCGAUGCUCUACAACACCAGAUACAGUUCCAGGAGGAGGGUGGCGGUGAUGAUUGCUGUGGUGUGGUUCCUCUCCUUUGCCAUCUCCUGCCCUUUACUGUUUGGACUCAACAACACUGCCAGCCGGGAAGGCACCACGUGCAGCUUUGCCGAUCCGGCCUUCGUGGUGUAUUCAUCUGUGGCCUCCUUCUACGUUCCCUUCAUCGUAACGUUGCUGGUUUAUGCGCAGAUCUGCGUGGUGCUGCGCAAGCGAGGCAGACGCACCGCCCCACCGCACAGACACGGCCUGCACACACAUGGCGGGGCUGAUGUUGGAGAAGGUCAUCGACACAGGAAGAAUAAGUGUACACAACCAGAGGAUGUGAAAUUGUGCACCCUGAUCCUGAGGCCCGCCACCGCUGGCCCACAGCGCAAGAAAGUGCAUCCACAUCUUUGUUGGUCCCCCAACGCGUACCUCCCUCACCACCCUCCUUCCCCUCUCUCUAUGUGUCAGACCCUGGUUAAGGAGGCGAUGGUUCACCCUCUCGAAGUGGAGCCGGGUCAGUUCCUGCCGCAGACCGAGCAGAGCCUGGCUCCUCCUCCUGCUCCCCAAACCCCCUCCCACUCGGGCCACGCCAGGAUCUCCCUGGCCAUCUCAGUUGGACCUGCCCCGGUUCUUCCCUCCACUGUGACACGAUCGGCCCUGAUGCCUCGUCCCGCCACCCUUGAGGACGGCAUGAGGGGCCGUGAGGGAUGGAGGGAGCGCAGUGGAGGGAGAGAGAAAUGGGGGAUGACCAAGGAGAGGGUGAGAGGGAGGCUGUCACAGCAGAAGGAGAGGAAGGCGACAAAGAUGCUCGCUAUUGUGCUCGGUGUGUUCAUCAUCUGCUGGCUGCCUUUCUUCCUGACCCACGUGCUGAAGGCCCACUGCAGGAGCUGCUGCAUCUCGCCCUCACUGUACAGCGCCGUCACCUGGCUGGGAUACCUCAACAGUGCUGUCAACCCUGUCAUCUACACCACUUUCAACAUCGAGUUUCGCAAAGCCUUCAUCAAGAUCCUGCACUGCUGAGAGCUGGAGAGAGGAGAAGCGCCAACUGUCAAGCCUGUCGUUGGUUUGAGAUCAGAGGAGAGAGAGAGUGAGAGAGAGAGAGAGAGAGGUAGUCGUCACUUUUGAUAUACAGGAACUGGGAGGGGAGGGAGGGGUUGAAAUGAAAACAUGCUAGACGAUCAUAAAAAGAGAGUGUGACAAGUAAGAGAUAGCUAAAAGAACACAAACGAGGCUGGAGAUAUUUAUGGAAAAAAUGACAUGCACUGCUUUGUGUACAUACAGUCUGAAAGAGGAAUAUAUGUGAGGACUGAUCUCUCCACAGCAUCCAGACUGAAAGACUCCCUGAGACGUGACUGUUUUCCCAAAACGUUUGCUGUUGUGUUUUUCUUGUAAUCCUGACAACCGGUAUCUCGUUAUUUGUUCGCAUGUGCUCGUCCUUCUCAGAGGACUGGAACAAGUCAAGGCAAAGGGAAAAAAAAACUGUGAACUGUACACAGGAGUGUUUUUUUUUUUUGACUCUCCUGCCAAAGGCUCGACCAUUUUUCAUACUUUUUGCAACGUUACACCAAGGCAGAAUUAUUGAUUUGCCGAUUCAGCGCACAUUCACAAUCACAGUGAAAAGAGCUUUCAUUUAAUUAAAUGUGUACAUGUUUUGCUUUGAAUAAGUGUGCGUACAUGUAAAAUUUGGUCUUGUAAAUAAUAAUUUCAUUGGUUUAGAAGAGGAAUCGCAAGUAUUGUACAAACCAUUGAUAAUAAUACAUUUAAAAAAAUACAUUUUAUUUUAUUGAUUUUGUUAACUUUACUAAUUGUAUAUGUUUUUUUUUACAAGGUGAUCAGUAUUCUAGUAAAACAAAAGGAAAUAAGUAGAAUAGAUUACAUAAACAUAUCUGCAAAAUACAAAUGAGUGUAAUGCAUGAAUGAAAGAAAAAUGAAAGCACAACCAAUUAUAAAACACAAGAGAUUUAUAAAUCCUGUCACUCUCUCAGUGGCACAGAGGUAGUAAAAAAGCAAUAAGAGCCCCAAUGACUGUGUGAUGCAGGUAUUGCACACGUUUGAGCUGUUGGUAUUCAGUGCACACUGAGGAUUUUGGAUAAGCCUUGUUAUAUUUAAAAGCCCCCAUCCCGUCUAUCAAUAUGGUGAAAAAUACAGUUUUUAAUACUGAGAUUGGAGGAUGGUGUGUUUGUGUUUUUACCUAUUGUUUCCCAAAAGAUUACGGCAUGUUGUAAUGCAUAUUUAAAUUAGUCUUUUGCCCUUGAAAUAUCCUUUUUUCCUUCUUAUUGAUUACCUUGAAGCUAUAGUAGUUACGUAGUUUCUGUCGCCCCCAUGAGGAAUUACUGACAACAAAAUUGUCGGCACGUUCACAUGAAACAAGCCUUCUGUGAGAAAUAGAGAGAGUUGUAUGGAGCUAAUAGUCUUAAUUAACUUUGUAGCAACUCAUUUGGCAAUGGCUUGAAUGUAACGGACGUUCAUUAAUAUGAAAAAGUUACGCCCUAAAGU
Molecule: messenger RNA, 3174 nt
Organism: Perca fluviatilis (European perch)
Lineage: Eukaryota; Metazoa; Chordata; Actinopteri; Perciformes; Percidae
Gene: drd2l
Product: dopamine receptor D2 like
Exons: 8
Coding region: 157-1698 (513 amino acids)
Biological process (GO): adenylate cyclase-activating adrenergic receptor signaling pathway
Cellular component (GO): glutamatergic synapse; presynaptic membrane
Molecular function (GO): G protein-coupled receptor activity; dopamine neurotransmitter receptor activity, coupled via Gi/Go
Source: RefSeq, a predicted model, not a curated record